This is a messenger RNA of Medioppia subpectinata, 675 nucleotides long. Lineage: Eukaryota; Metazoa; Arthropoda; Arachnida; Sarcoptiformes; Oppiidae. The record is from the annotation of a GenBank genome assembly.
CGACUCCAACAGAAGCCGUACCUGACCAGUGCUGACCGCAUAUCUCCUUCUACUUCUUCACGCCUUUCCGACAGUGAUAUCUCCGAAUUAGAAUACGACGACGGCUUCAACACUUCCAGAGAGUCGUGGAGAGGGCUAUUGGCCGACACAAGUCAGAGUUCCAUCGGAAGCAGCGGUAGUCCGCCGCUAAUCAAUACAGUAGACCCGAAGCCCAGUUCCCGACACAACCCGUAUAACUAUUUACCGCAAGACGUGUCGACAAUGGGUCGAAGGGGACGACUGGGGCUGUUGGCUGAGGGGAACGCCUCAUCGCUUCCCACGAAUUACAUACUCAACGAAAACGAAAGUUUUAGAUAUCGGCCGGAGUUUCGCAAAAGCAAUUCACAGCCGACGCGUUCACUAUCGCCGCCUUCGCUGCGGUCGCGGUCGCCCUCGCACUCCAUCGGAACGCCGACUAGUUCUGUGGGCGGCGGACACUUCAGUAAGAAACGACACUUACCUCAAGUGCCGGCAGUGCCCCGACGUGUCGUCGAUAGCGUGUACACCGGUUUCGAUCCUUUACAACAACAACAACAACAGAUGCAGAGCCGGAACUGGAGGCCAAACGUACCGCAAAGACGAUCCGUCGAUCGGAUGACAGGCGGCAUGUAUUCCGACAGUGAGAUCACCACAAAA